UAGCCGUCAGUCAGUCAUCAUUCAUUGCAUCUUUCAUUCAACUUAUUCGUGUUUUCAACACGAGUUAUUUUAUUUAUUAAAAUAAAUUGAAAAGUUAUAAAUAUGACGAAGAAGAAACUUUUACCGAAUCUAUCGAAGGAGGAGAAGAUGGUGAUAGUGAUAUCUGAAAUUAUACAAGAGUUGUUGGUUGCUCACCGUCAAGGGAAGGAUGUUAACCUCAAUAAGAUGAAGACCAGAAUCUCCUCCAAGUACGGCCUAGGAACGUCUCCGAGACUUGUGGAUAUUAUUGCGGCGGUACCUGCUGAUGCGAAAAGUAUAUUGUUGCCUAAACUGAAGGCUAAACCUAUCCGGACAGCGUCUGGAAUAGCUGUUGUUGCGGUUAUGUGUAAACCUCACAGAUGUCCGCAUAUAAACUUCACGGGUAACAUUUGUGUGUAUUGCCCUGGCGGUCCGGACUCGGACUUUGAGUACUCCACCCAGAGUUACACAGGCUAUGAGCCGACAUCGAUGAGAGCAAUCAGGGCGCGGUACAAUCCUUACUUGCAGACUCGACACAGAGUGGAGCAAUUGAAACAGCUGGGACACAGUGUUGACAAAGUGGAGUUUAUCGUCAUGGGCGGCACAUUCAUGAGUUUGCCAGAGGAUUAUCGGGAUUAUUUUAUUAGGAAUCUCCAUGACGCUUUAUCUGGACACACAUCCAGUUGUGUUGCUGAGGCUGUAAAAUAUUCAGAAAAGGCCAAAACCAAAUGUAUUGGCAUUACAAUUGAAACCAGACCAGACUACUGCCUGCAGAGGCAUAUGAGUGACAUGUUGAAUUAUGGUUGCACUAGGCUUGAAAUUGGUGUUCAAUCGGUUUAUGAGGACAUUGCUCGUGAUACUAAUAGGGGACACACAGUAAAAGCUGUCUGUGAGAAUUUUAAUUUGGCCAAGGAUGCUGGAUAUAAGAUUGUUGCGCAUAUGAUGCCUGAUUUACCCAAUGUGGAUUUUGAACGUGAUGUGGAACAAUUUAUUGAAUUCUUUGAAAAUCCCGCAUUUCGAGCUGACGGCCUUAAGAUAUACCCGACUUUAGUUAUUAGAGGUACUGGUCUAUAUGAACUAUGGAAGACUGGGCGAUACAGAAGUUAUCCUCCAUCAACUUUGGUUGAUUUGAUUGCAAAAAUACUGGCAUUGGUACCACCAUGGACUAGGGUCUACAGGGUCCAACGUGACAUUCCCAUGCCCCUUGUUUCAUCCGGAGUGGAACAUGGCAACUUGAGGGAGUUGGCGCUAGCUCGCAUGGCUGACUUGGGUACAGAUUGCAGAGACGUGAGGACCAGGGAAGUAGGGAUACAGGAGAUACAUAACAGAGUUAGGCCAUACGAGGUAGAGUUAAUAAGACGAGAUUAUGUUGCCAAUGGUGGAUGGGAGACAUUCCUAGCAUACGAGGAUCCAGAUCAGGAUAUAUUGGUAGGCCUCCUGAGGCUCAGGAAAUGUGCCUCGGACACUUACCGGCCAGAAUUGAAACCUGGUCCAAAUUCAAAUUUCAAGCAAUGUAGUAUAGUCAGAGAACUGCAUGUUUAUGGAUCAGUUGUACCUGUGAAUGCCCGCGACCCAACAAAAUUCCAACACCAAGGCUUUGGGAUGUUGCUAAUGGAAGAAGCGGAGAGGAUAGCUAAAGAGGAACACGGCUCCGACAAAAUGGCCGUCAUAUCGGGGGUCGGCACUAGGAAUUACUAUGCGAAGAUUGGCUACCACCUCGAAGGCCCAUACAUGGUCAAGAUGCUUUGACUGCAAUAAAGUAUUUAAUAUACA
This is a messenger RNA of Galleria mellonella (greater wax moth), 1791 nucleotides long. RefSeq names its product elongator complex protein 3 (gene Elp3). Lineage: Eukaryota; Metazoa; Arthropoda; Insecta; Lepidoptera; Pyralidae. The transcript is spliced from 7 exons. Gene Ontology annotation, cellular component: elongator holoenzyme complex; nucleus; cytoplasm. The record is from RefSeq and is a predicted model, not a curated record. Gene Ontology annotation, molecular function: acyltransferase activity, transferring groups other than amino-acyl groups; iron-sulfur cluster binding. Gene Ontology annotation, biological process: tRNA wobble base 5-methoxycarbonylmethyl-2-thiouridinylation. Bases 103 to 1767 code for a protein of 554 amino acids.